UCACUCCACAGAAGUCUUAAAAUAAUCCUAGGGUUUGUUCUGUCUCGCUGUGAACCGGAGCUCAUCUCUCUCUCUCCCUCUCUCUUGCUCUCUCGCUCUGCACGGCGACAAUGGUGAAGGGUCCUGGUCUCUACUCCGAUAUCGGGAAGAAGGCCAGAGAUCUUCUUUACAAGGAUUAUAAUAGCGAUCUGAAGUUCACUCUCACUACCUACUCAUCGACGGGCGUUGCAAUUGCAUCAACAGGGACAAAGAAAGGGGAAUUAUACUUGGCGGAUAUCAACACUCAGCUGAAGAAUAAGAAUGUCACAACUGAUAUCAAGGUGGAUACAAGCUCGAAGCUUCAUACAACUAUAACUGUUGAUGAACCGGCACCAGGUCUGAAGGCUAUUUUUAGCUUUGUCGUUCCAGAUCAGAAAUCUGGCAAGGUUGAACUCCAAUACAUGCAUGAGUAUGCAGGGAUCAACACGAGCAUUGGCUUGACUGCAAGUCCUCUUGUUAACUUUGCAGGAGUCAUUGGAACGAAUAAUGUUGCCCUUGGAGCUGACCUUGCAUUUGAUAGUGCAACUGGGAACUUCACAAAGUAUAAUGCUGCGUUGAGCUACUCUAGUUCCGAUCUCAUUGCAUCCUUGACUUUGACUGACAAGGGAGAUACCUUGAACGCUUCCUAUUGCCACACUGUGAACCCUCUAACAAGCACUGCAGUGGGAGCGGAGCUUUCUCACGUCAUCUCCAACAAUGUGAACACCCUGACAAUCGGUGCUCAGCAUGCGGUAGACCCACUAACACUGGUGAAGACCCGGUUGAACAACUAUGGCAAAGCUAGCGUACUCGUCCAGCAUGAGUGGAGGCCCAAGUCAUUUUUCACAGUUUCCGGCGAGGUGGAUGCGAGAGACCUUGAAAAGGGCACCAAGGUUGGUCUUUCCCUAGCUCUCAAACCAUGAGCAGGAGGGUCACUGCUUGGGUCUCUUGCAGGGUAAAGCCAGAAAUAAGGCAGAACUGGAACUCUGGUGUUUUAGCUCUGACGGCAUUUUCUGGCAGUCCUAUGUGAUUUGCUGUUCCAUUUCGAGGUUGUAAAAAAUAAUUCUGGCCAUGUCAAGACCGGGGGACCCCAAGGUCUUUUGUUGUUCUUGAAGUCUUACUUUUUGAUGUUCUGAGAUCUUCAUUCUGUGCAUUGAGAUUCAGAAGGCUCCGUCUGCUGUAUGUUUCAUUUCUGUAAGAUACUCGUAAUCAAUUUGUGCGAGCGUGCUAUUCGUUGCCUCUC
Messenger RNA from Nymphaea colorata (pocket water lily), 1261 nucleotides. RefSeq names its product mitochondrial outer membrane protein porin of 36 kDa-like. Bases 111 to 941 code for a protein of 276 amino acids. The transcript is spliced from 6 exons. The record is from RefSeq and is a predicted model, not a curated record. NCBI's taxonomy places the organism in Eukaryota, Viridiplantae, Streptophyta, Magnoliopsida, Nymphaeales, Nymphaeaceae. Gene Ontology annotation, biological process: monoatomic anion transmembrane transport. Gene Ontology annotation, molecular function: voltage-gated monoatomic anion channel activity. Gene Ontology annotation, cellular component: mitochondrial outer membrane.